This is a messenger RNA of Pneumocystis carinii B80, 1056 nucleotides long. Its product is annotated as 3'(2'),5'-bisphosphate nucleotidase. Lineage: Eukaryota; Fungi; Ascomycota; Pneumocystomycetes; Pneumocystales; Pneumocystaceae. Gene Ontology annotation, molecular function: 3'(2'),5'-bisphosphate nucleotidase activity. The record is from RefSeq and is a predicted model, not a curated record. Bases 1 to 1056 code for a protein of 351 amino acids. The transcript has 5 exons. Gene Ontology annotation, biological process: phosphatidylinositol phosphate biosynthetic process; sulfate assimilation.
AUGUCUCAACUGGAUAAACAAAAAAAUAUAGCUAUUCAAGCGGUUAAACGUGCUUGUCAUCUUGCAACAUCUAUUUUUAUUAAACAAAAUGAUACAAAUAAAGUUCUAUUAAAAAGAGAUUGUUCACCAGUUACAGUAGCGGAUUUUGGAGUUCAAGCAAUAAUUACUGGAAUAUUGAAAGAAGUUUUCCCAGGAGAAGCAGUUAUUGGAGAAGAAACGGUAGAUUCUAUGAUUCUACAAGAAGAAUUUUUACAAGAGGUUUGGAUGGAAGUUAAGAAGAUAUUUAAAGGAUAUAAUGAUGAGAAGAAUCUUAAAAAUAAUAAUGAAAAAAUGAUUGGAAAGAUUAAUAGUAUACAAGAUCUAGUGGAACUUGUAAGAUCUAGUGGUAAUGAGGAAGGAAUCAAUAAAAAACGUUAUUGGGUAAUUGAUCCAAUUGAUGGUACAAAAGGAUUUCUUCGAGGUGGACAAUACGCAAUUUGUUUAGCAUUAAUUGAGAAUGGUGAACCAUCUCUUGGAGUUCUUGGAUGUCCGAAUUUACAUAAUUAUAAUAUUUAUGAAGGUCAUAAUGUAGAGACAGGAGUGAUUUUCUAUGCUAGUAAGGGAGAGGGUGCAUACCAAAGAAUAUUGAAUGAAAAUGGGGAAAUUUUGAUUCAUACAAGAAAUAAAGAAAAUAUUCAAGAUGCUCGUGUUUGUCAAAGUCUUGCACCGGGUCAUAGUGCUUUAGAAAUACAUAAAAGAAUUAUGAAUACCUUAGGAAUUACGAGUCAACCUAUUGAGGUAGAUUCUCAAGUAAAAUAUGCCAUGUUAGCACGUGGGGAAUGUGAUAUUUAUCUUCGUCUGCCUAAUCAUCCAGAUUAUCAUGAAAAAAUUUGGGAUCAUGCAGCAGGUGCUUUAAUUGUUCAAGAAGCAGGUGGAAUAGUUACUGAUGCCUAUGGAAAGACAUUGGAUUUUAGUAAAGGUAAGAGGCUUUCAGAAAAUUAUGGUAUUGUGGCAGCAUCAAAGUGUUUGCAUGCCAAGGUUUUGGAAGCGGUAAUGUCUAUAUUAAAAAAACAGUAA